Octopus sinensis (East Asian common octopus) is the source of this 1455-nucleotide messenger RNA. RefSeq lists its product as uncharacterized. The record is from RefSeq and is a predicted model, not a curated record. The transcript has 3 exons. Lineage: Eukaryota; Metazoa; Mollusca; Cephalopoda; Octopoda; Octopodidae. Bases 181 to 1371 code for a protein of 396 amino acids.
GAAGAACUAAAAGUUGACAUGCUCUUUUCCCCACAAAAUAGGUACCAGCUUACUACUAUGCGUCACGACAGGGAAAAGAAACCUCUUGCAGUGAUUUGCCAAAGUCUUUGGAUGAUUUCCUCGUUCCAUCCAAAGAAAGACUCGAAAACAGACCUGAGAGAUUAUGCUAACUGACUGACAAUGUCUUCAGGCGAAGAAAACUUUCACAGAUCUUUAAGCAAGAAAGAGAAACGAUGUAUUGGAGUAGUUCGCCACCCAGAUUACCAGUUACGUGAUAGUUCCACACACAAACACGAUCUGUGUUCAGAUAUUAUGUGGAAUAUUUUACCUCUCAAUCUGCGGCACAGUCGAAGCAUAGAUUUACCCUGUCAUUCCAAAGAAUUAGAUAAUCUAACAAAAGAGAAAGUAAGUCUACAGUCUUACAAGAAAGUGAGUCCAGAGAAUCCCACAUUUUGGCAAGAGGAAGAUUUUCAUUCGGUUGUAGGUCUCGAAUAUGAUGAAGAUGGAACCUGUGUUAAAAAUAACCAAAAUCAAGAUAAUGGGGACUAUUUUAGCAAAGAUAUGUAUGAUGCCAAGGAUGUGCUCGGAAAUGAUGCAAAGUUUCCGGAAGUUGAAUAUGACCGGGUUGACGAUCGUAGUAAUUUGCCGUGGAACAUUGAAGAAAAUUUAGAAAGAAAACGUGUUGAAGCUGUUGAUUCCAACUCGAGUUUAAGUAGGGAAAGAAUUAGUCAUAAGAAUUCGUUAGGACGGCAUAGGAGAAGCAGAAAAGAAGAAUCGGAAGCAAAGGAUUCUAUUAGUAAAAGACUACUCAGAAAGAGUUCUUCAUCAUACUCUUCUGAAUUACUGUGGGAUCCUCUUGAUAGCGAAAUACACACAGAAAGCAAUAACAACAGCUACAAAAGCUAUGAAAAGAGUAGUGAUGAGAAAACAAAGGAGAAGGCGAAAGCAAGUGGUGGCCACCAUGUAAACGUUAAGUUGAAGAGCAGUUUUUCUUUAUACCAAGUACGAACAGAUAGUCCUGUGAUCUCAACUAAUUUCUUCUGGGGUAAGCAAUGUCUACCAAUGCAAAAACGACCUGCCAGAAUAAGAAAUUCGAAAGCGAUUCAAAGACAAUACAGUGAUAUCACACAUAUAUCUUCAAGAUCCGAAGAUGAUAAUAAAAAUAAUGCCGCAAACUUUUAUCAUCGAUCUAUUUCUGCCGUUGAUUUUACCAAGAAAGAAGUGAUGAAAUCACUCUCGAACAUUCCAAGCAAUCAUAAUGUGCGAAAGAAGAAAAAAAGCCGCUCAUCUUUUAAGGAUUUAAUAUACAGACGUUUCAAUAUUGGUGUGGAUUACAAUUCCUGGCUGGAAAGACAAGAAAGAGUCCAAUAACAGUCACUCACUGAGAUCAAUUGAAGCGCCCGGUUUCCCCUCUUCCAAAGCAAAAUAAAAGUUUGAAGACUUGUACCCAAGUUA